Molecule: messenger RNA, 810 nt
Organism: Fusarium poae
Lineage: Eukaryota; Fungi; Ascomycota; Sordariomycetes; Hypocreales; Nectriaceae
Exons: 2
Coding region: 1-810 (269 amino acids)
Biological process (GO): nucleobase-containing compound metabolic process
Cellular component (GO): cytoplasm; mitochondrion
Molecular function (GO): ATP binding; AMP kinase activity
Source: RefSeq, a predicted model, not a curated record
AUGAACCUGAACAAGGCCGCUCGAGUCAUCCUCUUUGGUGCCCCUGGUGUUGGCAAAGGAACACAGAGCGAGCGCUUGCUCUCGCGCUUCCCUCAACUCAAUCAAAUCAGUACCGGAGAUCUUCUUCGUCGAAAUGUUAAGGAUAGAACACCACUCGGCAUCAAGGUCGAGAAUACCAUGAAGGCUGGUGGCCUCGUGGCUGACGAUUUAAUCCUACGACUUAUUUCCAACGAAUUUUAUACUCGCGGUUGGCUUGCCAAGAAUGGCUCUAAUGUUAUGACCCUUUCAUCCGAAGCCACAGCACUCGAACAACAUUCUUUCAACAACAAUGCUGGUGUCGAAUCUUUCAUCAACGCCGCGCCUUUCCUUGACGGGCACAGACCAUCUGCUGCCUCCGACGACCCCUCAGCUUCUUUUAUCCUCGACGGCUUCCCUCGAACAGCAUCCCAGGCUGGUCCCCUUGACAAACUUAUUCCCAUCAACCUGGUCGUCUCACUCAAGACACCUGUGUCCGUUAUCCUGGAGCGUAUUCUCGGACGUUGGGUCCAUGAACCUUCUGGCCGUGUCUACAACACCAGCUUCAAUGCGCCCAAGGUCCACGGAAUGGAUGACAUCACCGGCGAACCCUUGAUUCAACGCCCCGAUGACUCCGAGGAAGUUUACCGCGCCCGAUACAAAAAGUUCCAAGAGACCAGCGAGCCUGUCCUGAACCACUACGCUCAAAAGGGCGUUCUGGUCGAAAUCGAGGGCAUGAGCAGCGACGAGAUCAGCCCAAAGCUAUUUGCCGAGUUUGAAAGACGCUUCGUCUAA